This is a messenger RNA of Hermetia illucens (black soldier fly), 4950 nucleotides long. RefSeq lists its product as uncharacterized. Bases 1 to 4950 code for a protein of 1649 amino acids. The transcript is spliced from 8 exons. NCBI's taxonomy places the organism in Eukaryota, Metazoa, Arthropoda, Insecta, Diptera, Stratiomyidae. Gene Ontology annotation, molecular function: nucleic acid binding. The record is from RefSeq and is a predicted model, not a curated record. Gene Ontology annotation, biological process: DNA integration.
AUGUCUUUGACCGUGGAAGCUAUUAACGAUUUGGUGGUUCGGAUCACAACCGAGAUAGUUUCACGUAUGCAAACCGAAAUGCAAAGUCAAAUUAAUCACGUGGCCUCUCAGUUAAGUACGACUGUAGAAGCAACUAAUUCGACAUUAAAUUCUCGAAUUAGCGACCUUUCCACUCGAGUCGAAACUGCAUUUCCCUCGGUUUCGAUAGAAAAAUAUGAGGAUAUAGAAAUCAAUGAUGGUAUUCAAUGUGAUAUUUCGCUUGAAGUUGUUAAAUCCGUUCCCGAAUUUUCAGGAAUUAUGGAAAAAUACCCUUCCUGGUGGCAAUCUGCCAAAGCUGCUAUAAAGCCGUUUGAAAGAUUUUCCAACUCUAACCGUCAUUAUCAAGCUGUAGCAAUUAUUAGAAAUAAAAUCACUGGAGCAGCUGACACGGUUCUGUCUUCAUUCAGCACUCCAUUAAACUUCGAGGCGAUUCUGUCUAGGUUAGACCAUACUUAUUCGGAUAAAAGAUCACUUCGUCUCUUAGAGCAACAACUGUCUACAUUACGACAGGCUAGAAUGUCUAUUGAUCAGUAUUAUGAUACUGUCGAGAAACAACUUACGCUUAUUACCAAUAAAGCAAUAAUGCAAUAUUCCGGAGACGUAGAUUCAUUAAAGUUACACAAUAACAAAUAUAGAGGCGACGCGCUUCGCGUGUUUAUAUCAGGGUUAAAUCGUCCGUUAAGUAACGUCCUAUUCUCAAGCAGGCCUGUGGAUUUACCUACUGCUUUAGCUCUAGCCCACGAACUUCAAAUGAAUCAAGAACGAUCAGCUUUUGCAAAUGCAUUCGCGGAAAGAAAAACUCAUAACACGAUACCUGAAGUGGAUCCAUCAACAUCUCGUUUUCGCAAUAGCGCAAAAUUUCAAAAUAUGGGAAACAGAAACUCUUCUUUUAGACAAGAAGCGAUUCCUGCACUUAGUUAUGCCAAUAACAUCCCUCAUGGGAAUCAGAGACUUCAAUAUACUCAGCAAAAUAUAAAUCAGCGGCGUAAUAGAUAUAAUAACAAUACACAGCGUCUUAAUUACACAAAUGUACAAAACGCUGAACGCAUGUGCAAUCGAAAUCAGGCAAAUUUUCAAGAAAGGGAUGUGUAUCAAACCGAAAAUGAAUCUGACCACUACUCAUAUACAGGUGAUCAGCUCAACCUUUUAAGCAUUAGUUCCCGCUUACCGUUCAUAGAAAAAACGGCAGGCAAUGGUCAAAAGUUAAAAAUACUGAUAGAUACUGGAGCGGCUAAAAAUUAUAUAAAGGAUUUUCCGUUUCUAAAAACGGUCGAGGCCGUUAAGAAACCUUUUUACGUUUCAUCCAUUAAUGGUUCUACAUAUGUAUCAAAAAAAUGCACAAUACGAAUCUUAGGCAAGGAAACAACUUUCUUUAUAUUAUCAAACCUCAAUGAUUUCGAUGGAAUUAUAGGCUAUGAUUUUCUAAAAGAAAUCGGUGCCUCUGUAGAGACAAGUUCCAAUGAAAUAAAAUACAAAGGAGGCGUUGAACCCCUUCGUUUUAUGGAAUGUGCUCAAGUUAAUAGGUUGGAGGACACAUAUAAGAAUAUCCCUGAAGAAGUCUGUUCUGAUUUCAAAGCUGUUGUAAACCGUAACUCUGAAGUUUUUGCCGACCCAAAUGAAGCCUUACCCUACAAUACAUCAGUUGUGGCUACAAUUCGAACCACGACGAAUGAGCCCGUUUAUUCUCGAAGCUAUCCUUAUCAAAUGUCAGCCAAAGACUUUGUCGAUAAAGAGGUUCAAUCUAUACUUCACUCUGGUAUUAUCCGUAAAAGUAGGUCACCGUACAAUAACCCAAUCUGGGUCGUCGAUAAAAAAGGAAUGGAUGAAUCAGACAGAGAGAAAACAGCAUUCUCUGUGAAUAAUGGCAAAUACGAAUUCUGUCGCUUGUCUUUCGGUCUUAAGAAUGCCCCUGCAAUUUUUCAACGAGCAAUUGACGAUAUUUUACGGGAUGACAUAGGCAUUCGUUGCCAUGUGUAUAUCGAUGAUGUCAUAAUCUUUUCUAAGGAGGCAAAAAAUCACACAAAAGAUAUUGAAAUUAUUUUUAAAAAAUUACUUAACGCGAACAUGAGAAUAGCACUGGAAAAGUCGACUGUUUUCAAAACAAGUACAGAAUUUCUUGGAUUCACUGUGUCUGAAAAAGGUUUGAAGACAUCUGAAGACAAAGUCCGGACGAUUUUAGAAUAUAAAGAGCCAACGACCCUUCGUUCCUUGAGGGCAUUUUUAGGCUUAUCUGGAUAUUAUAGACGCUUCAUAAAGAAUUAUGCAGCAAUCGCAAAACCACUAACGCAAUUAUUACGUGGCGAAAAUGGUAAUAUUGGAACAAAUCAAUCUAAGAACAAGGAAAUAACUUUAUCCGUAGCCGCCAAGGACGCUUUUAAUAGGCUGAGAAAGAUCCUGGCAUCUGAAGAUGUGACUCUUCUUUUUCCAGAUUUUUCUAAACCUUUUGAGCUCACUACAGACGCAUCUUCUGUUGCUAUAGGAGCUGUACUAUCGCAAAAUGGGAAGCCCAUCACUUUCUUAUCGCGUACCCUUACGCCUACAGAAGAAAACUAUGCGACAAAUGAGCGAGAAAUGCUGGCCAUACGUUGGAGAAGCUUUAUUCAAGAAUUUGCUCCAAAAUUCCACUAUAAACCGGGCAGUAGUAAUGUAGUAGCCGACGCGCUGUCGCGCCAACACAUCCAGCACCUAGGUGAGAGUGAAAUUACGCAUGAAGCAUGUACGAAUAGUCAAGUAUCAUUAACACAGCAUAUUCGAACGGCAUCCCAACCAAUAAAUGGCUUCAAGAAUCAGAUUUUUCUAUCGUUUGCAAAGUCAACCGAGAAGGAUUCCGCAACACCAUUUCCGGGUUAUCAUCGACAUAAUAUUCGAUUUAAAGAUAUUCAUUCAUUACAUUUGGAGGUACUGGGAAAAAUUCAAAGCGAACUGAUUAUGCUUUUCCCGGCAGUACGUUUCAAGCAUACUACCAAGUUUGUAAUAGAUCUUCCCAAUAGAGACGAUCAGCUCGAAACUAUUGCUAAAGAACACGAAAGAGCCCAUCGCUCAGCAGCUGAGAACUACCAACAAAUUCUUGACAAUUAUUUUUUUCCGGAACUAAGGCAAAAGACUAAGGCCUUUGUCGAAAAUUGCAGAAUCUGCACACAAGCGAAAUAUGUUCGACAUCCAAAGAAACAAAUUCAGAAUUCUACCCCAAUACCUAGUUACCCAGGAGAAAUCCUGCAUAUGGAUAUAUAUAGUACAAAUAAUAUUCAUUUCUUAACAUGCAUUGACAAAUUCUCCAAAUUUGCCAUUGUAGAACCAAUACCCUCCCGUUGUAUAGCAGACGUAAAAAAUAGUAUACUUAAAACUAUUGGAUUUUUCAAAAACCCGAGAAUAUUGGUCACUGAUAAUGAACCAUCAUUUUGCUCAAAAACUAUUAGAGCUCUUAUUCAAAACCAAUUUUGUAUGUCUCAUCAUACAGUAUCAGCUAUGCAUAGCGAAAGUAACGGGCAGGUUGAGAGAUUUCACUCAACGCUUAGUGAAAUUUCAAGAACUCUGAACAUCGAAGGAGGAUUUAGGAACCACCGUCCUUGUAGAUGGAAAACAGAUUCACAAAGACAAUAUACGAUAAUAUUUCUUACGAGGACUAGCGCAAGACUCCUCGAUUACACACACGCCAUGUAUAUUCCGUUCCAAAAGGGUAAUGUAGCCAUUCACGAUGACUAUACUUACCUAAUGCACACUAUCAACUUGACCGAAUUCGAAAUAAUAGCAGCCGAUAUCAACAAUCUUGAGAAAUUAUUCCAUAACCAGGAGGAGAAGGCAUCUCUUGAAGCGGAUUUCAAUGAAAUGAACAAGUUGCUUAACUCUUUACGCUUCCAUAGAAUAAAAAGAUCAAUAAACUUUAUAGGUUCCGCUUUAAAAUUUGUCGCAGGAACUCCUGACCAUAGCGAUUUCGUGUUAAUAAACGAACGACAAUCAAGGUUGAUCGCAGCCGAAAACCAACAGAUCGAAAUUAAUAGCGAAUUCAUGAAGAAAAUAAACGAACUUACAACACAAAUUAAUGUGUUACAUCGCAAUUAUUAUUCUCAAAGCAAUGACUCUAUUGGGCCCAAUCUAUUUCAACUCAUAUCCGUAAGAAAUCAAGGAGCUAUCAGCAUUAUAAGUAUUAAUGAGAUAUUGUUAGCCUCAAGUGUAACAGUUUAUUCUGAUCGUAGUUUAUUAAAAUUUCUUGUUAAAAUACCUAAAAUUAAGGAAAUUUGCCCACUAGUUAGAAUUUUUCCUGUGGUCCAUGAAAAUAUUAUGUUAAAUUUAAAUAAUAGUCACAUCGGUAUGUGUAAAUCGGGCAAUAAACCGUUGCAUUUAUGCAAAGAAUCGACAGGAAUACCAUUUUGCCAAGAGGAUGUACGCGAUCACUGUUUGCGUCAAAUUUUUAACAACGACACGGCGACAUGCGGAACAUCAACUGCACAUCACAUACCGCCAGUGAUGCAGAUCGACGAAAACACCCUGCUUAUUAAGGACGGGGAAACAAUAGUCAACGAAAAUGGUCAAGACGUAAACGUAAACGGAACCUGUCUCGUGAUUCACUCCAACGACGUCUUUAUUAACGGAACCUUGUACCCGACAUCAAUAAAAAAAUCAUGGAUUGAACCAUUAACGGCCAGCAUCUUUAAAUUAAAGGUCCACAUACAAAAUUUGGAGAAAAUAAGCCAGAAGACCGAACAUGUCAAUUUGCAACAAGCAUCCUAUUUGUUCAGCGGCGCUAUUUUAUUAGGCAUCUUUGUCAUCACUGCGACUUUCUACUACAAACACCGUAGGCAACAAAUGGUCAACAACGAACAAGUCGACGAAUCCAAUAUGGCACCAAGGGUUCAAUUCAUUUUGAAACAGAUUGAAAAUAAUUUGAUGCAGAUCCGGGACGUCUCUGUUUAA